Molecule: messenger RNA, 853 nt
Organism: Lactuca sativa (garden lettuce)
Lineage: Eukaryota; Viridiplantae; Streptophyta; Magnoliopsida; Asterales; Asteraceae
Product: large ribosomal subunit protein bL12c
Biological process (GO): translation
Cellular component (GO): ribosome; chloroplast
Molecular function (GO): mRNA binding; structural constituent of ribosome
Source: RefSeq, a predicted model, not a curated record
CGUUUAUCUAAAAUCAACCAAACUUCUCUAUCCUCUUAUCCUAUCUCUCCAUUCGUUCCCCAGUCCCCUCUUGCAGUCUCUCCCGAGCUCUGCUCUAAUGGCGUCUUCUACUCUCUCUACAAUUACUUUGCGCUCCUUCUCUUAUCCUUCCUACGCUGCCACCACUCAAGCUGCAUCUCCCGCAGCCUUUUCCCCCAAACAAACCCUAGAAUUCCCCCUCCGAACCCCUAAACUCUCCCACCGAUCGACAUUUCUCCGCCCCGUUGCCGCCGUUGCCGAGGGGAAGGUUGUAGAGCUAGGCGAUGAAAUUUCGAACCUAACCCUUGCAGAUGCACAAAAGCUAGUUGAGUACCUCCAAGACAAGCUUGGAGUCACCGCCGCCUCCUUUGCUCCUGCUGCGGUUGUUGCCGCACCUGGCGCUGGAGCUGAAGCACCUGCUGCCGUGGAGGAGAAGACGGAGUUCGAUGUUGUGAUUGAUGAGGUUCCUAGUAACGCGAGGAUUGCGACGAUUAAAGCCGUUAGAGCUUUAACGAGUCUGGCGCUUAAGGAGGCCAAAGAGCUUAUUGAAGGACUUCCGAAGAAAUUCAAGGAAGGAAUAUCGAGAGAUGAAGCAGAAGAGGCUAAGAAACAACUUGAAGAAGCUGGCGCAAAAAUUUCGAUUGUUUAGAUCACGAAUUUGUGAUUAUGAGUUUUAAAUGAAGAUGAAAGGAGGGACAAGCUUUUGGAAUUUGUAAAAGUCUUUAUUACUUUAUUAUGAUGUGUUAAGACAUUACUUAACUUAUGUCUCUUGAUGUUAUUGAUAGAUCCCCUACUUUUAAACUAUUUAGCUAUUAAACUGUUAUGAAGUUGAACA